AUGAAUUUAGAUGUGAAACCAGCUAUCAACAAUAAUUUAAUAAAUUCAAAUAAAAAUGAAAACUAUGAUGAUGCGGUGAUUGAACGAGAAAAUUUUCCGCAACCUACAGAUGAUAAUAACACGGUGGAUAAUACAACAAAUGAUGUAAAAUCAUUAAUGUUAGACAAUCAAACAUCAGCAAAUCAACAACAACAAAACGAUAACGAUAAUGAUAAGAAAACAAACGAACCGUUGGACGAAACGGCACAAUAUUACCGUGACUUUAACAUAAGAGUUGAAAAUGGUGGUGAUAUCAAACCGUGGUUGGAAUUCUCUGACACAAAUUUUCCCGAAGAAAUAUUAAAAAUAUUUGAAGAAAAUGAAUAUGAUAUCCCAACACCCAUUCAAUCUUUAGCUUGGCCUGUUUUACAACAAGGACGUGAUAUUGUGGGAAUAGCAAGCACAGGAUCUGGGAAAACGUUAGGGUUUAUUAUUCCAAUGUUGUUGCACGUUCGCAAACAACCUCCGUUGCAACCGGAUGAUGGUCCGUUAGCCGUUGUACUUGCACCCACACGUGAAUUAGUUCAACAAAUUUCUCAAGUGUCCAAACCAUAUUUUGAUUUAUUCAAUAUUAAAUCAUCUUGUAUUAUUGGCGGAGAUGAAAGAGAGAAGCAAAUAUCAGAAAUUGGCGAAGGUCGUGAAGUUUAUAUUUGUACACCAGGACGUUUAUUAGAUUUUCUAGAGCAUCGUAUAACAACAUUAUAUCGUGUUACCUAUAUUGUAUUAGAUGAAGCCGAUAAAAUGUUUGAUUUGGGUUUUGAAUCACAGGUUCGACAAAUAUUAAAUGAUUUUAAAUCAACAAAUAGCGAUGAACAAACUCGACAAAUGUGUAUGUUUUCUGCUACAUGGCCUAAAACAAUAAAAGUUUUAGCUGAAGAUUAUUUGAAAGAUUAUGUGCAUGUCACGAUUGGUUGUUUGACAGAAUACAGUGUAAAUUUAAAUAUUCAACAAAUUGUUCAAAUAUGUAAUGAACAACAAAAACGACAACAAUUAUUUAAUACGUUAAGAGAUAUUGGCCAAGAAGAAGAACAUAAAUGUAUUAUAUUUGUUAGAACAAGAGAAAAAGUAAAUAGAUUAAAUAAAGAAUUGGAACAGCAAGGAUAUAAAGCGUUAUUAUUACAUGGUUCAAAAUCACAACAAAUUAGAAACGAAGUAUUUAAAGAAUUUCGUGAAACACCAAAUGCGCUGUUAUUAGCCACUGAUGUAGCAUCACGUGGUUUAGAUGUUGACGAUGUUCGAUUUGUUAUUAAUUUCGAUUAUCCAAAUACAGAUGAUGUUUAUAUUCAUCGUAUUGGACGAACAGGAAGAAGUUCUAAGUUUGGCACAGCAUUCACAUUUUUUCAGCGAGAAGAUGGAAAGCAUGCUUGUGCAUUAAUCAAAAUAUUAGAUGAAGCAAAACAAACAGUUCAUCCAAUUCUUUUACAAAUUGGAAGACAAAAUGGUUAUAAUCAAUGGGUUCAAAAUGUCAAAGUCCCACAGUAUCAGCCACAUUCAAGAAUGAAUAAUUCCAGCGAUUAUAAUCAAGAUCAAUAUGGCAAUAAUAAUUUUAAUAAUCGACAACGUGGUGGCCCGCCACCGUCUUUGAUGGAACUCUUUCCGGACGAUAGUGGUCAGGGAAGCGUGACUCGUUAUCCAAGAAAUAAUCAGAAUAUGAACCCGACUCCUUCAGAUGAACCUAAUCAAAUAAGCACACUACAAGCUCCUGCUGUUUUGCCACCGGCAUUAAUGUCAAUUGAUUUUAGUAAUUUUGACCCAAGUGUCAUUAAACCCCUUUCUGAUGACCAAGUAUUAGCAUCAACUUCAACAAUUAAUAAUAAUAACACGCCAGACUUAACCAAUGAAUUAGAUCGGAUAGCAUCAUCGAAUUAUAACGAUGGAUUGAACAAUAACAACAACAGCAAUACGGGAGGUGGUGGUUUUAAUAAUGAUCGAGGUGGUCGCGGCGGUUUUAACCGGAAUAAUCGAGGGAGUGACGAUAGAGGUCGAGGAAGAGGCGGUGGACAAAAGCGUGGUGUUGGUAGACAGGACCGACAAACAUCGAAUUUUGACUGGAAUAAUCAACAAGAUCAACCUCGUAAACGUCGUUGGGAUGGUGGUCAGCAGAAUCAACAACAGCCGUCACACAAUCAGAAUAAUCAAAUUACAAAUUAUCAGAUGGCACAAAAUUCUCAAUGGUCAAAAGAUUCAAAUUCACAACAGCAACCACAGCCAAAUAAUCAAUGGUCACAACAACAGCAACAACAACAACAACAAACACAGCAGACAACACAAGAAAAUCCAGGUGUUGUUUAUGCAAGAGCAUCUCAAGAAUAUGCACAACAAUAUCAACAGUAUACAACAGCAUUAAACCAGGCUAUGGUGGCACAACAACAGGGUCAGCCGAUUUCGUCUCAACAGCAACAGUAUUUAAUCAAUUUUCAACAGCAAUUACAAGUAAAACAACAAAAUCUUCAACAGCUACAACUUGCAGCCGCCCAACAUGCUGCUUUGGCAAAUACAGCAGCCAAUCCAUACCAAAAUCAGUCAUAUCAACCAUAUGCACAACAAAUAGCGAACGCCUGGCAACAACAACAACAACAACAACAACAACAAACGCCCAGUGCAGUUCCACCACCACUACCACCAUCAGAUUCAAAACAACCAGCCGCUAGUACGCCAGCCGCAACUAAUGCGUACGAUGCGUCAACAUGGAUGCAGCAGUGGUUACAAGCAGGAUAUACACCGGACCAAAUACAACAAUAUCAACAAUGGUACGCAUCUCAGAUGCAGCAGCAAAAUCUAGCAGCGGCUGCUCAGCAACAGCAGACAACAGGAAAAGUUGACCCGUCAUUACAAACAUACGGAAUGCUGAAUCCGUCAACAAAUUAUAUGACUCAAACCGGUGUAACACCAUCGACACAAGGAUAUUCACAAACUGCUGGCCAAACUGGAACAAACUAUUCUCAACAGGGAGCAGCAUUUGCUGCUUAUAAUGGUCGAACAACAUAA
Molecule: messenger RNA, 3027 nt
Organism: Didymodactylos carnosus
Lineage: Eukaryota; Metazoa; Rotifera; Eurotatoria; Philodinida; Philodinidae
Source: the annotation of a GenBank genome assembly